Asparagus officinalis (garden asparagus) is the source of this 2332-nucleotide messenger RNA. RefSeq lists its product as uncharacterized. The transcript is spliced from 13 exons. NCBI's taxonomy places the organism in Eukaryota, Viridiplantae, Streptophyta, Magnoliopsida, Asparagales, Asparagaceae. The coding region runs from base 40 to 2166 and encodes 708 amino acids. The record is from RefSeq and is a predicted model, not a curated record.
CGCGACAUCAAAUCAAAGCCUUAUCUCCUCUGCGCGCUCAUGGCAGCCCUCACUAGCAAAUUCCCGCCUUUUUCACUCUCUCCUUCUCUCUCAAACCCUAACCCUAACCCUAGAAAUUCUCUCAUCCUAAAGCCCUCGCUCCCUCGAUUCAAAACCCUAGAAGUCCGAUGCGGGAAGAGGACCGGAAAGAGGCGGUACCCGUCGGAGAAGAAGAAGCUGGAGAAGCUGAACAAAACCCUAAUUCAGACCGACAUCAAGAACAAAGAGGAGGGGUUCUGGAGGAUCUCGAAGCUCGGAGUUCCGGUUGGAAAGGAUCCUGGCAAGGACUCGUUCGAAGUUUCUCUCCCUCUUCUCGAAGCCAUUGCCAAAGUUCUUAAAUUUCCUGUUGCUGGAAUGCUGCCCAAGGAUGCUUUUACUGUAGUUCGGAAAUCUUUUGAUGCAAGAAAGGUUCUAAAGGAACCUAAAUUUGUGUAUUCUGUGAACAUGGAUGUUAAGAAACUUCUGAACCUGGAGCCUCGCACGUGGGACUUCAUCAACAGACUAGAGCCUAAGCUUGGACUUGUGGAGUAUAUGCCUGAGGAAAAGGCUUCUGUUGAUUUAAUCAAUGUGCUACAUGAUUGUAAAAAUACCCAAGAUGAUAUAGAACCAGACAAAGAAAAACCUAACAGUCACAGCAUGGAUUCACUGAAGCCACUUCCAAAGAGACCAAAGAUCGCAGUUGUGGGCAGUGGACCAUCAGGACUAUUUGCUGCCCUUGUGCUUGGGGAACUGGGAGCGGAUGUUACCUUGAUAGAAAGGGGUCAAGCUGUUGAGCAGAGAGGACGUGAUAUCGGUGCCUUAGUUGUUCGACGACUUCUGCAGUCAGAGAGCAAUUUUUGCUUCGGGGAGGGUGGUGCAGGUACAUGGAGUGAUGGGAAGCUGGUGACCAGAAUCGGGAGGAACAGUGAUAGUGUUCAGGCUGUUAUGAAAACUUUGGUUCAGUUUGGAGCUCCUCCACAUAUCUUGGUUGAUGGAAAGCCUCACCUGGGAACGGAUAGAUUAGUUCCAUUGCUACGCAAAUUUCGUCAACAUCUACAGGAGUUGGGUGUCAAUGUAAAGUUCGGAACAAGAUUAGAUGAUCUUAUUGUACAGAGUGGACAAGUUCUGGGAAUCAGAGUUUCCAAUGCAAGAGAUAAGCCUGGUUCCGACGGCCAGAACUUAUUCUAUGAUGCAGUUGUUCUAGCCGUUGGGCACUCUGCUAGAGAUGUAUAUGAAAUGCUUCUACAGCACCACGUGGAUUUGAUUCCCAAGGAUUUUGCUGUUGGAUUACGAAUCGAGCAUCCUCAGGAGCUGAUAAAUAGCAUUCAGUAUUCUGAAUUGGCUGGUGAAGUUCGUGUGGGACGCGGAAAAGUUCCUGUUGCAGACUACAAAGUGGUGAAGUAUGUUAAUGGAGGGGUUAAUGGAGCCAGCUAUAGCACCCAGGACUUAAAUAGAAGCUGCUAUUCAUUCUGCAUGUGCCCUGGUGGACAGGUUGUUCUGACCAGUACACAUCCGUCUGAACUAUGCAUUAAUGGCAUGUCCUUUUCUCGUCGUUCAUCUAGAUGGGCAAAUGCAGCACUUGUUGUGACCGUCUCCUCAAGUGAUUUUGACUCCUUUCAGUGUCACGGGCCUCUAGUAGGUGUUGAAUUUCAGAGAGAAUUUGAGAAAAAAGCAGCUGUAAUGGGGGGAGGGAAUUUUGUUGUGCCUGCACAGACUGUCACUGAUUUUCUCGAGAAUAAAUUGUCAGUGAUGUCCCUGCCGUCAUCAAGCUACCGAUUAGGAGUAAAAGCAUCAACUCUCCAUGAAUUAUUCCCUGCUCGCAUUACUGAAGCUUUACAACGGUCCAUAACAAUGUUUGAUGAAGAGCUGCCAGGUUUCAUAACCAAGGACGCACUUCUUCAUGGUGUCGAGACGAGAACGAGCUCUCCUGUUCAGAUACAACGACAUACAGACACCUAUGAGAGCACAUCACUGAGAGGACUGUAUCCGGUAGGCGAAGGUGCGGGUUAUGCUGGUGGAAUUGUAAGUGCGGCAGUAGAUGGCAUGUACUGUGGUUUUGCUUUGGCUAAAAGCCUUCAACUUCACCAGGGAGAUCUCGAAAAUAUACUGGGUAAAGCCCAGAAAAAUACCGGUUUUGUAAAAUACUAACUUUUCUAUCGUUUGCUGUUAUUAAAAAUUUUGUUUACAAGGUCGGAAGCUAAAAUGUUACACAGGCGUUGCCUUGAGAUGAGAAGAAGACCAGUUCCUAUCUGUCUAUUUGUAUGAUGCUUCGACAUCAUUGGUAUUAUAAGCUAAUGUGAUUUUGUUGUAGAUA